CUCCUGUCCCCCCUGCUCCUCCUCUCCGGCCUCGCCGCAGCCCCCUCCUCCCCACCCCGUGCCCCGCUCCUCCCGCCACUGCCAGCAGCUCUAAGAUGCCCCGCUAUGAACUGGCUUUGAUCCUGAAAGCCAUGCAGAGGGGUUGGUACAGUAGGCCUCACUAAACUUAGCUGCAACUAAGAAUUUCUCCUACAUCAACUGAGUUAAGGCUGAUGCUCUUGUGGAAUGUGGAUUAAAAGUGCGUGCUAAGUUCCCAAAUUUGAGAAGCGGAGAAAAGUAAAUGUACCACUGCCACCAGCAUCAGGACAGCAAACCAAGGGACAAAGAAUUUGACCCGCUGUGUUGAUUUUGGUUAAAACUGGUUCACGUGGUGCUUAAGAGACGUUGGCUGGGGGGCGAGAAGUGGACGUCAGCGAAGGCUUUUUGGUUACAAAAUGAGGGCUUCUUUGGAGCCAGCAGACAUUGCCAUUGUGGCCCUGUACUUCGUGCUUGUAAUGUGCAUAGGUUUCUUUGCCAUGUGGAAAAACAAUCGGAGCACCGUGAGUGGCUACUUUUUGGCAGGGCGUUCUAUGACCUGGGUAGCUAUCGGGGCCUCGUUGUUUGUGAGCAAUAUUGGAAGUGAACAUUUCAUUGGGCUCGCAGGAUCUGGAGCGGCGAGCGGAUUCGCCGUAGGCGCGUGGGAGUUCAACGCCUUAAUGCUUUUGCAGCUUUUGGGAUGGGUCUUCGUGCCAGUCUACAUCCGCUCGGGAGUGUACACCAUGCCCGAAUACUUGUCCAAGCGGUUCGGAGGGCAUAGGAUUCAAAUCUAUUUUGCAGCGUUGUCUCUGCUUCUUUAUAUCUUCACCAAACUCUCGGUUGACUUGUAUUCGGGGGCGCUUUUUAUCCAAGAGUCCCUAGGGUGGAACCUGUACCUGUCGGUGAUCCUGCUGAUCGGAAUGACGGCGCUGCUGACCGUGACCGGAGGGCUGGUGGCCGUCAUCUACACGGACACCCUCCAGGCGCUGCUUAUGAUCAUCGGGGCCCUCACACUCAUGAUCAUAAGCCUCAUGGAGGUCGGUGGGUUUGAAGAAGUGAAAAGGAGGUACAUGUUGGCGUCACCGAACAUCACCUCCAUCCUCCUCACCUACAACAUCUCCAACACCAACUCCUGCAACGUCAGCCCGAAGCCCGACUCUCUCAAAAUGCUGCGCGAGCCGACGGACGAAGACAUUCCCUGGCCCGGGUUUCUGCUGGGACAGACCCCGGCCUCGGUGUGGUACUGGUGCGCCGACCAAGUCAUAGUGCAGAGAGUUCUGGCCGCCAAAAACAUCGCUCACGCCAAAGGCUCCACCCUCAUGGCCGGCUUCUUGAAGCUGCUGCCCAUGUUCAUCAUCGUGGUGCCGGGCAUGAUCUCCCGCAUCCUGUUUGUGGAUGACAUCGCCUGCAUCAACCCCGAGCACUGCUUCCAGGUGUGCGGGAGCAGGGCCGGCUGCUCCAACAUCGCUUACCCGCGCCUGGUGAUGAACCUGGUGCCCGUGGGGCUGCGCGGGCUCAUGAUGGCCGUGAUGAUCGCCGCCCUGAUGAGCGACCUGGACUCCAUCUUCAACAGCGCCAGCACCAUCUUCACGCUCGACGUCUACAAGCUCAUCCGGAAGAGCGCGACCUCCCGGGAGCUCAUGAUCGUGGGCAGGGUGUUCGUGGCCUUCAUGGUGGUGAUCAGCAUCGCCUGGGUGCCCAUCAUCGUGGAGAUGCAGGGCGGGCAGAUGUACCUGUACAUCCAGGAGGUGGCGGAUUACCUGACCCCGCCGGUGGCCGCCCUGUUCCUCAUGGCCAUCUUCUGGAAGCGCUGCAACGAGCAGGGGGCUUUCUACGGCGGCAUGGCCGGGUUCGUCCUGGGCGCCAUCCGCCUCAUCCUGGCCUUCUUCUACCGCGCUCCCGAGUGCGACCAGCCGGACACCAGGCCCGGCUUCAUCAAGCACAUCCACUACAUGUACGUGGCCACGGCGCUGUUCUGGAUCACCGGGAUCGUGACGGUCGUGGUGAGCCUGCUGACGCCGCCGCCCACCAAGGAGCAGGUGCGGACCACCACGUUCUGGGCCCUGUGGAAGCGCGGCGCGCCAGACAGCGCCGGCAAGGGGGAGCUGUACCAGGGCCAGGAGAAGAGCAUCCUCAAGUGCAACGAGAACGCCAACCACAUCAUUCCCAACGGGAAGUCGGAGGAGAACAUUAAGAACGUGAAGCCGGAGGACAUCAACCUCCUGGUGACGUGCAGGGAUGACAGCAACCCGGUGAUCUCGGUGAGCCACUCCGAGGUGGAGACGCCCGUGGAUUGUUACUCCAACGGACAGGCCGCCCUGAUGGGGGAGAAAAAGCACGAGGAGGAGGAGGGGACUGACAACAGGGCGAGACAUUUGAAAUUCAUAGAUUGGUUCUGUGGCUUUAAAAGUAAAAACGUAAACAAGAGAGUGGUUCGGGAGGUCGAGGAGGAGACUGUUUGUUUACAAAUGCUGGAAGAGACUCCAAAAGUUAAACUAUUACUAAAUACUGGACUGGUCUGUGUCUGUUCCCUUGGAAUCUUCAUGUUUGUCUACUUCUCUUUGUGAGUGAAUAGUGAACUUUUAAGGGUAUGGCUUAAACAUACAGAAGUUGAUACAGGUCUCUGGAGAUUUUUGGUUUUUCCUUUCUUUUCUUUUCAAACAACAUAACCACAACCCAGGCAUUGUUUACGCUAUAAUUGUAAGGUCAACUCAGCUUUAGCCUAUUUCGAGACCAUUUGAGAUGUGUUGUCCUCCCUCUGCUGAAAGCAGAACCUGUCCUGUGGUGGCUUUUUCUUUUUUCCCUUUUGUGUUGGUUUUAUUUGUUUUGUUUUCCAUUUGCAGCACUAACCUUUUGUUUUUCUGUGUAUAAAUAUACCAAAGGCAGGCAGGUGGCUGUGUUUGAAGUCAGGCAGUUACAGCUCAGUCAGCAUUAAGUGAAGAUAACAGGUAAUCAGUUACCAGCGUGUAAAAUCUGAGUGAUUAAAGCUGUGUCAAAAGAUUUUUAAACGCAGAGCUGUGAUGCACAUUUAUAAAAUAACUGUAUUACCUUGGCCAACUUAGCACUUUUUAAUUGCACUCACUGCUUUCUUUCUUUUUUCAGUUUCUCAUUUUUCUUCUGGCAACAACAGGAAGCUGUUUUGUCUCAUUUUAUAGCACUUAAAACAUGAUGGCUCUUAGCAGCUUUCUGCCUUUUUUUUUACUCUUUUUAAGGAAAUUUUUGUCUUUUGAUUUUUAUCCACUGUAAAUUCCAUUACUGAAAAGUUUCUGUAUUAAAAAAAAAGAAAAAAAAAGAUAAAAAACUAAAACAAAAAUAAGCCUGGAGAUGACAAACUGUGAAUGGAGGAGGACGAAAAAGAAAUAUUCUUUCUGUGGGGUUUUGUAGUAUAUUGAAAUUGAAGAAUCACAGAAUUCUUGAGGUGGGUUUGGGAUGUCCCUGGGCAGCUGUUCCAGGGCUCUGCCACCUCCACGGAAAAAAAUUUUUCCUCAGGUUUGGGUGGAAUUUCUUGAGUUUUGGUAAAUGGCCAGAAGAUUCAUUCAGCCUCUCCACUCUCUGAACCUUGGACAUUGUAAGGAUUGAAUCCUGGACAUUGUGAGGAUUAGCUUCUUUUUAGGGAAAAAUCUGUUUGCAGGUUCUGCCAUGUGGGAAGAAGAAAACCAUGAAGCUUUACAUGUCUUGAAAAACUGUUUUGCACCCUGCAGAAGGGUUUUCCUCUGCUGUGUCUGGGAGGAAUCCCAGAGGAGGAAGAGGAGGAAGCUCCGAUGCUGCAAGGGGAGAACAGCUGGGAAGGCGAGGAAGGGGAAAUGGGAGGGAGAGGUGAAAGUGCUCCUUGUUUUCCAGAGCCCUUUUGCCCCAUGUCUUCUCCCACUUCCCCUUCCACCCUGUCAAACUUCCUCUCUGUAUUUUGAGGAAUCCCAGAAUCCCUGAGCUUGGAAAAGCCCUCCCUGGUCAUUGAGUUCCAGCUGUGCCCAAUCCCCACCUCGUCACCCAGCCCAGAGUGCCACAUGGCUUGGACACCUCCAGGGCUGGGCACUCCACCAGCUCCCUGGGCAGCCCCUUCCCAUGAGUGACCUUUGUGGGAAGAAAUUCCCUCCUUCCCUCCCUCCUCAGAAGGAUCCUGAGGGAUUCGGUGUCAGGAGACGGGGAGCGCGUGCAGCCACAAAUCUGUGUCGCCAAUUGAGGUCUGUCCUGUCCUCAGGAUUUUCCCAAAAACCUGAAUUCCUCCCUGGCAGUCACAGCUAUUUGUAGGGCUCCAGAUCCAGAGGAUGUUUCCUCCGGAUGGAUGGAUGGAUGGAUGGAUGGAUGGAUGGAUGGAUGGAUGGAUGGAUGGAUGGAUGGAUGGAUGGAUGCCCAGGCAGGGAUGAGCAGUCCCAGGUGUGGAGGAUGUGUGUGCAGCAGUUUGGUGCUCUCAUCCUUCCCCAAGCCAAGCUGGCUCCUGGUUUUGGGAGCAGAGCCCACCAGUGUUAAAACUCCUCUCUCCAGGACAGAGUGGUCAUAUCCAGGCUUUCCAUGGAAAUAAUUCCUCCAGUUGUCUUUGCUCCUGAGCUCGUUCAGGAGAGCACGAACUGGCUGGGCCAAAAUCAGGCUGAGGGACCAUUGUGAACAUUCACCAAAACCACUUGAGGGGUCCAGCACCAUUUCCUUGGCACACAAAGAAGAACCAAUUCCUGUGGGGGAAACCUUUUUGUAGAGAUGAGAUUUGGGUCAGUCCUGCCUUUGCCUGCUGGAGCAAGUUUGCUUUUCCAGUGGUGCCAUCCACACAGCUUCUAGCAGAUAAAUCCCAAUACAUCUUUUCAGAUAAAAUGAUUCACUUCUAUUUUUGGGGUGGUGUUGUUUGUUUUGAUGGUUUUUUAGUAUCAUUUGAAUCUCAUUCAUUCCAAAACUUUGACCAGAGGCUGAGAUGCCCCACUUUUCUCCACUUGGUUUAGUUGUUGCUGCUGGGAAGUAGAACUACUCCAAAGUGGAAAACUUGGAGUGUUUUUGCAAUAUUUGUAGAGAGGAGCCACCAUACAUGGUGCUGAUGUUGCUUCCAAUGGGACAAGACACAUUUUUUUAUGGUUUGUGUGUCCACAGCUUGGUUUGGGAAAACAUUUUAAAUCCUAUUUAAGGGUGAAAUCCUGGUGUGUGGAAUUAAUGGCAUCUCAAGUUGCUUCAUUAGUGGGCUGAGCUGUGAAGGACAGUUUGAUGUAAAGACGUAGGGAAUUGUUUCCAUACAGGAUAAAAUCAUUUAGGGCAACAUUUGAUCAUAGUGGGAUGAAAAAUAAAUCGUGGAAGGUAAAGCUAAUUCUCAGUCCAACAAUAUCCUCCUGACAAGGCUGGGACGUGGCUCCCACACCCGGUUUGGCCCAGGCAAGGAGACUCGUGUCCGUUCGGAGCUUUGGUCGCUCUGAACCAUUUUGGAGCACGAUUUUGGAGCAGCUGCUGGCACUGGGAUUUUCCAGGCUGCUGCUGGAUGUGCAGCGCUCCGCCACCGCCUGGGAAGCCAGGUUAGCUCAGGGACCCUUUGGCUCGGCUCCAUCGCCCUGUGCUGUCCCCAGGGUGCCUUACGCGGGCGGGCGGCCCAAGGCGCGGCUCCUUGCAGCGCUUCUCCCUGCUGCUUCCAUCCCUCCCUCCCAUGCCGUUUGCUCCUCCAGGAGGGCACCUGGGAGAGCCAACAGGCACAGUUCCAGCGUCCUGCUUGCUCACAUCCCUGGGGAGCUCUCCUUGGCCGUGGGAGGGAGCAGAGUCCUUCGGGACCGAACUGAGGUGCUUCAUCUCCCACUUCCUUUACUCUCCCUUUUGCUACGCUAACGAGCUGCCACAUUAAUCACACUGCUAAUUGGCGGGCAGGAUCAUCAUGGAUUAUUAAUCUGCCUCCCCACCCCAUCCUCAGACUUGGUAUUGUGAAGCUUUUAAGCAAAUUCUUUCUCCAGUGCUUUUUUUCUCUUCGGGUGUUUUGUGUGCUCCUCUUCAGCCUCAUUGUGUUGUAGAGAUCCUGCAAGUUGCUGAUGCUCUUUGCUGCAUAAAACCACUUAAUAAAAGGCCUUUAUUAAUAAAUAAAGAUAUUCCUGAGGUUCCAAGCAGGCUGCCUGAUGGCAAGAAGAACCUUGUGUAGAAGAAGGGAUUUUUCAUAGCGUAAACAAGCCUUUGCUGAAGGGAGAAGUUGGUAAAUUUGGGGUCAAACACCCAUUUUUUGGUUCAGCAGAACCAUAGUGUUUCCCAAGAUGGAAUUUUGUUGCCUGGCCCCUCCCCCUGGGUGGGGCUGGUGUGCUUCUGUCUUGCAGCAAUGGGUUUAUUUAUUAUUGCCUUGAGUUUAGGAUGACAAGUCUUGGAAAACUGAGUUUGGAAUGACAGCUUUUUUUUCUUCUUGUUAUUUCCCUUAACUUAUUUUUUCUGGUAAGGUAUUUGAAUUUUGCUCCUGGAAAUGGUAGAAGCCUUUUAUUUAGAAAAAUAAUUUAAAAAAAUAAAAAAGAAGAGGCUUCUUGAGAGUUUAAUAGUACACUUUGGGAGACUGUUUUUAUUUAAGUUUUUUUUAAAUGGCUGAUUUGAUGCUAUUCUCUGCCAAAGUUUAGAGGCUUUUUUGUUGUUGUUUAAUUUUUUUUUAAUAAUUUUUCCUGUUUAGCUUUUAGGGAAAGGAAACCGUGCGAGAUUGUAAGAAAUAAAAAUGGCCUUCAGUAUAUUCCUUAUAUUGUGUAUUUUUUACUUCUCCACUUGUGUGUUCCCUGAUCCCAGAAGGGCCAGGAUGAGACUUCUGAUGAGAGUCAUGAGCCCUGUAACCCAGGAGAGAAAAGGAUUUAUUUCCAUCAGGUUACAGUGGAGGGGGCAGAGCCACCAGGGAGCUCUGCCAGCACUUAAAAGAUGCUUACAACUUUAAAACAGCUUUAUUUUUUUUAUAUAUCUAUUUUUUUAAAUCCUGAGAUAGAGGAGGUGUUGGGAAUUGCUCCCUUUCAGAGGACAGAGACAUGGAAGGAGCUGGAGUUGCCAAGCUCCAGCUUUCUCAAGGAAAUCUUUGGAUUUAGCAUGUACAGAGAAGCAAAAUUACUCAUCUGUUAAUUUGGUAUUCUGUAUGUUCUGUGCCCUUAAAUGUAAUUGUUUUGAAAAUAAAACUAACCUUGUUAUGUGAUGUUAAAAGCAGACUUCUGUGCAAUGUUUUAUUUUUUUUUUGUUUUUUUAAAGAAAAUGUUUGUAUAUAAUUAAAUGGUUUAAUGUGCUUUAAUUGGCCUAAGGUAAAGAGUAGUCCUAGAAUGUAAAACAUAUAUAAUUAGAAUUUCUGAUUUCACUGUGAGAUCUCUGAACUCUUGGAUUUUUGGUUUUGUUUUGUUUUUUUGGUUUUUUUUUCUUUCUUUCUUGCAAAGUGGUUUUGUUUUGUUUACAAAACACUUUCUCUUUGAUUUCUUUCCUGGUGUUGGUUUCAAGGCAUUUGCUUCACUUCUGUUCCAAUCUUGAACUCAUGGUAUAGUGACAUCUGGUGACACUUGGCAUUCUCAGUUCCACUGUGUAAAGUCAGACACUUUGAGCAAAACUGGCGGUGAAAUGACAAUUCUGUGUCUAGGGAUUCACGCUUUUCAAAUGAGGUGGUUAUAAAAAUAGUUGCUGUGCAAAAUGUUAGUAGUCUUCUUCAAGAAGAAAGCAAAAUUUUCUAAUCUCACUCAAGCAGUCUCUUCAUUCAUCAUCUUCUUUUUUAAAGCACAGUGUCAAAGUGAUGCUGCUUUACCUUGUAUCUCUGAGAAAAAAUGUUUUUUUAGAUAUCUGUGAAGUAUUUUUGGGUUUUGUUGCUGUUGUAUUUUUCUGCAGAUUUUAUAUAAAAUACCAGUUAAUGAACUGCCUUUUUUCUGUUGGUUUUUUUUAACUCUCUAAAAUACAUUUCAGACCAAAACCAAAUGAUAUCAUAUAGCAUUUGAAACCUGCCUUUUUCCUUGUCCCUUGGUUGUUUUUUUGGAAAUAAGCCAAAUGGGCAUGUAGAUAAGAUCACUAUAAUGGAUCCAGGUCUCUUUUGGUAAAGUGUUAUUUAAAGGUCUGUUAAGAUCUUAUAAGACAAUAUAAUGAAAAAAAAAAACCCUUUACUGUAGUAGGAAUAUAGAUUUAGAAGUGUUAAUGAGAUUAAUACAGCUUAAUUAUAUUGUAAGUUGCUACUGUCCUUAAUGACAAGCUUUUUGUCACAGAAACGAUGUAUGAUAAAUUAAUUUUGGUCUAGUGUAUAGAAUUAUCAUAUUGCUAUCAAUCUUUGAAGUAAAUCUGAUGCAAAAUUUUCAUAGUUAGCAUUGCUGGCCCUGUGUAUACUGUUCUUUGUAUACUGUAUGCAUUUUAUUUUGCCUCCUGCAUUAGUCUUCAAACUAAAACUCUUAUUAGAGAGUAUUUGGAUACUUUCAGACUGUGUUUCUUGCAGUUUACAUUCCUUUACCAUGGCAUUUUGUCCUGUCUCAAAGUAUUGUAUGGAAAUGUUUCAAACUUCUGUACAAAGUUUCAAUAAAAAUAGAGAAAAAAAAAACCAAAAAAACCCCAAACGGACCAACCCACCAGAA
Melospiza melodia melodia is the source of this 8516-nucleotide messenger RNA. It is a transcript of the gene SLC5A3, whose product is annotated as solute carrier family 5 member 3. The coding region runs from base 435 to 2582 and encodes 715 amino acids. The record is from RefSeq and is a predicted model, not a curated record. Gene Ontology annotation, biological process: inositol metabolic process; transmembrane transport; myo-inositol transport. The transcript is spliced from 2 exons. Gene Ontology annotation, molecular function: D-glucose:sodium symporter activity. NCBI's taxonomy places the organism in Eukaryota, Metazoa, Chordata, Aves, Passeriformes, Passerellidae. Gene Ontology annotation, cellular component: plasma membrane.